GUGGUGUAACAUACAGUUGUAAGCACGUUUAGACUGAACAGGUUAAGAACGAAGUUUAUUUAGUUGAAUAGUUUUUUUUAAAAUCAGUGAAAAAAGUGUCUGAUAAUGAGAUUUUUGAUAAUUUUGUAAUAUUUUGUAUACUUGUAUUCAGUGUUCUUUAAACAAUCAUGUCGGACAAUUUACUUAUCAAUUGUUUAUCAAGUUUCUGCAGUGAAAAUAGUUGUUGUGAAAAUAUAUUUGCCGCAGUUUUACAGUUGAAGGAACUCGAUUCUAUUCAAAGAUGUACAGUUCUGGAGACAGUUUGCAAUUUAUUAAAAGAUGCACGAUAUACAACGAAAAUUGCAGAACACUUUCGUCCUAUUCUCUUAAUUUUAUUGACUUCGGUGAUACCGAUUUAUGAUCAGAACAUCCAUACUUUGGAAACGUUGAAGUUGAACCAUCGAAGGAAUUGUUUUAUUCUUGGCAAACUCAUUGGAAGCUAUCCUGACGUAUUGGGAUUUGCUCUUCAUUAUUUUGAAAAACUCCCAGCUCCGUUUUCCUCGAUAGAAGAAAAUGGAACUGUCGAAAUGAAUGAGGUUGACGAACCUAUGUUAAUUGAUACAAUAACAGACUGUGAUAUUGUUUCAUCCUCUUACAAUAUUUUAAAAGCGAAACCACAUCAUUUUAAAAGAAAAUGGAAUUGGUCAGAAUUUUACACAUUUUUAACUCAUUCUGAUAAUAAAGUCAAAUGGAUGGCUUGGAAUUGCAUUGCUAUUGUUUUAGACAUGUCUGAAUCGUUACGAUUAAAAUGUGUCACAUCGCUAAUCGAUUCAACCAUAAUAGACGAAUUUACAAUGAAUUUGGAUAAGGAAAAUACAAAUUUCCAUUCUGAAAAUAUUUUAUCUGAAGAAGCAUCUAAAGAAAUUGAUCUUCUUUUAGAGAAGAUACCUUCUGUUAUUUCUGUUUCUGGUGUUUUGCUUCCUAUCUUAAACAAUAAGAUGGAAAAAUUGAAGUGUUCUUUAGUGACUGUUCCUUCUAUGAAAGAGAACUUACGCAGUUUAGCUUUAGCAGUAGCAACGGGAAAAUGUGUUUGUGUUCAAGGAACGGUUGGUUGUGGAAAGACCAGUAUAAUUGAGUACAUAGCUAAAGAGACUGGACGGAGUCAAUCGGAUUUUAUUCGAGUUCAAUUGGGCGAUCAAAUCGAUUCCAAGAUAAUGCUUGGUAACUAUCGUUGCACUGAGAUUCCCGGCGAAUUCAUCUGGCUGCCUGGUAUUUUAACGAAAGCGGUGACUGAUGGAAAGUGGCUCCUUCUGGAAGAUAUUGAUAGUGCUACCAUGGAUGUAUCAAGUACUCUGAGUAAUUUACUCGAAACGGGAACAUUGUCCGUCCCCGGACAUCGAGAUUUGAUUCAAGUUAACAGUGGCUUUCAAUUGUUCGUCACGCAAAGACUGUUCUCUACUUCCGCCGGACUUCGUAAACCUGUUUCGAAUGCUUCGAAUUUGCUCUCGAGACAUUGGACUUGCGUUAACAUGGAACCACUUUUAAGGGAUGAGCUUAUAACUAUUAUAGAAACAUUAUUUCCAAAAUUGAGGACAGUGGCUUCAAAAAUGGUAGACGUCUUCUUGAUUUUUCAAUCAAGUGAGGAAAGUGAUCAAGAGUUGAUAAAUAUUUCUUCUAGACCUAGAAGACUGACGUCUACAAGAGAUUUAAUAAAAUGGUGUUCGAGGGCUGAUGUUUAUUAUAAAUAUCCUACGAGUGAAGAGGAGAAGCAAAAUCUUUUUGAAGAUGCAAUUGAUAUUUUUUGUUGUUCGACACCUGACGAAGGAAGGAGACAAUCUUCAGUAGUAGCAAUUGGACUCAAGUUAGGUAUCAAUAAAGUGAAUGCAGAAAAUAUAUUUCAAACAUACAAACCAUCGAUAACGUGUGAAAAGGACUUUAUAGUUGGUCGUGCAAAGUUACCAUGCAAAACAGUUUCUUACGCGAGUGUCGAUAAAAGAAAAGUGACAUUUUCCUUCACGCGUCCAUCCGCCUGCUUGCUAGAACGUAUAGCUUGUUGCGUAGCUCAAAAGGAACCCGUUCUCCUCGUCGGCGAGACAGGAACCGGAAAAACCAGUUCAAUUCAAUAUCUUGCCAAGAGUACUGGAAACACUCUCAUCGUUAUUAAUAUGAAUCAGCUCAGCGAGAGUGCUGAUUUGUUAGGAGGAUACAAACCGGUAGAUAUCAAAUUUCUCAUAAGACCCAUAAGAGAGGAAUUCGAGUUACUUUUCCGCUCGUUCUUUGCCAUUGAGCCGAAUAAGAAAUACUUGGAAGCCAUAGCUUUGUGCUACAAACAAGAGAAGUGGGACAGUCUUCUAAAAUCAAUGACUGUCAGUGCUAGGAGCGCAAUAACUAGAUUGAAAGAUUCCUUCAAGGCUGUUAAAUGGGAGAAGCUUCUUUUGAAAAUAGAGAAACUUUCGUCGCAAGUGAAGAGUAAUAUGGCUUUGGGUUUUGCUUUCGUGGAGGGAAGCCUUGUGAAAGCAAUUCAGAAGGGACACUGGGUUCUUCUCGAUGAGAUAAAUUUGGCUAAUGCCGAAACUUUGGAGUAUUUGUCCGGUUUAUUGGAAGGUUCUUCAGGUUCUCUGUCACUUUUGGAACGAGGUGACGAAGAUUUAAUAAAACGACAUCCGGAUUUCACUCUCUUUGCGUGUAUGAACCCAGCCACGGAUGUUGGGAAAAAGGAAUUACCGAUUGGUUUUCGAAAUAGAUUUACAGAAUUUUUCGUUGAUGAACUAACGUCAAAGAUUGAUUUGCAGAUAUUGGUUGACUCGUACCUGAAGCAGAUGAACCUGCAAUGUAAACAUGAGACUAUUGUUAAUUUCUACAUCAGUUUGAGAAAAGAGGCGCAUUUGAUUUUAUUUGACGGGACUAUGAAUAAACCUCAUUAUAGUUUACGAACACUGUGUCGAGCUCUAAGUAUCACUGCUGCUAAUCCCUGUGAAUAUGAGUUAAGAUCUUUGUACGAAGCAUUCUGUCUUAGUUUUCUGACCCAGUUGGAUCAUAAAUCAUAUCCGAUUGUUGAAAAUCUGAUCCGAAAAUCGAUGUUGGAGGAGAAGACAGCGAAAAGAAUUCUUUCCAGUCCCAUUUCAAGACCUAAGAGUGACUUGGAGUUUAUUAAUUUCGAAGGCUAUUGGAUUACGAAAGGAACCGAGGUUCCGAACACACCGGAAAAUUACAUUCUGACGUCGUCCGUGAGGCGUAACUUGAAGGACAUUGCUCGAGCUGUGUCGAUAGGAAAAAUGCCGAUUUUGCUGCAAGGAGACACGUCUGUCGGAAAGACGAGUUUAAUCACCUAUUUGUCGAAAGCAUCGGGCCACGUCUGCGUUAGGAUCAACAACCACGAACACACUGACCUGCAGGAAUAUGUCGGCAGUUACGUAGCCGACGAGACCGGAAAACUAGUUUUUCGGGAAGGUAUCUUAGUCGAAGCUAUGCGGAAAGGUUACUGGAUAAUUCUCGACGAGCUGAACUUAGCGCCAAGUGAUGUUCUAGAAGCUCUCAAUCGUGUUCUGGACGACAAUCGAGAACUCUUCAUUUCGGAGACGCAACAGGUUGUCAAGGCUCAUAACGAGUUUAUGCUCUUCGCGACGCAGAAUCCACCUGGAUUGUACGGAGGAAGAAAAGUUCUUUCCCGAGCUUUCAGGAACAGAUUCGUUGAGUUUCACUUCGACGAAAUCCCACCAAUCGAGUUGCAGGAAAUAAUGCAGAAACGGUGCAGUAUGCCAGAGUCGUACUGUAAGCAAAUAAUCAACGUGAUGAAAGAUCUGCAGAUUAGACGCAAGACGACCGCUGCCUUCGCGGGAAAGAAAGGUUUCAUAACCCUUAGAGAUCUAUUUCGAUGGGGCGAGAGAUUCCGCCUAGCACCGGACGUUAAAGGUCUGUAUGACUGGAGUCAGCAUUUAGCAGACGAAGGCUACUUGGUACUAGCAUCCAAAGUUCGUCUUCCGGAAGAAGAAGCUGAAAUUCGUCAAGUAAUCAAAAAGCACCUAAAACGGGACGUCGUACCCCAAGAUCUGUUCACUUUAUCUAAGACAACUUCGCCCGUUACCAAACACAUUUUAGAAGAGAUCCUCCGAGAAGAUAUCUCCGAAUUCAAACACAUCGUCUGGACCUAUCAUCUCCGACGCAUGGCUGUUUUACUCAAAAAAUCGAGCCAAUUUCACGAACCGGUUUUACUCGUCGGCGAGACGGGUUGUGGAAAAACUACCAAUUGCCAACUAGUCGCUGCGAUCCAAAAGCAACAGUUACACGUCGUCAAUUGUCACAUGCACACCGAAUCUUCCGAUUUUCUGGGAAAUUUACGUCCUGUCAGAAGUCAGGACAGGGAAGAAAAUCAAAAACUCUUCGAGUGGGUCGAUGGUCCCUUGAUUCAUGCCAUGAGGAACGGAGACUUGUUCCUUGCAGACGAGAUCUCUCUGGCUGAUGACAGUGUACUUGAAAGGUUAAAUUCCCUCCUGGAGCCUGAACGUACGCUCGUUUUAGCAGAGAAGGGAAUCGAUUUAACAAAUGCGCAUAAAACAGGCAGUAUUAUCGUCGCUAAGGAAAACUUCCUCUUCGUCGGUACUAUGAAUCCAGGCGGUGAUUAUGGAAAGAAGGAGCUUUCUCCUGCCUUACGUAAUCGAUUUACGGAAAUUUGGUGCGAUCCCUGUACGGAAAGGGGGGAUUUGAAGAUAAUAAUAGAGCAUAAUCUUCGGGAAGAUGUGGCGAAAGGAAACAUCUCGGAGUGUAUUUUAAAUUUUCUCGAUUGGAUGAAAAAGGGUGAUACUCUAAAGAGUUUUAUUGUUAGUACUCGGGAUCUUCUGAGUUGGGUGGACUUUAUUAAUAUUUCUACGGGAGAUGGUUUAUUGUCGGUGGUGGAUGCUAUUUUACAGGGAGCUUGUCUGACUUAUAUUGAUGGACUUGGAUCUGGCGGUUCGAAGCAAUUAGAUGUUUUUAAAGACAACGCGUUGGGGUAUUUACAACAAGAGUUGUAUUCAUCAUUAGGAAUAGCGCCUUCUGUGGAAAAACUUACAGCGGUUAGGGAUUUGAAAAUCGCGACUGAGGAUUUCUUUGGGAUCGAGCCUUUCUUUAUUCCGAAGGGUCAUGAUUUUUCCCCAAAUACGGAGAGAUUUACGUUUUCUUCUUCGACCACAAAGCUGAAUACUUUGAAACUACUGAGGGCUAUGCAGAUCAAGAAGCCUAUUUUACUGGAAGGAAGUCCGGGAGUUGGGAAGACGAGUUUAGUCUCUGCGGUCGCGAGAGCCUCGGGGCAUUCUUUAUUCAGAAUCAACUUGAGCGAUCAGACGGACGUUUGCGAUUUGUUCGGAACGGAUUUGCCCGUUGAGGGUGGUAAGGGCGGGGAAUUUUCCUGGAGGGACGGACCAUUUUUGCGCGCUUUACGAGCUGGACAUUGGAUACUAUUGGAUGAGCUGAAUUUAGCCUCGCAGGCUGUUUUGGAGAGUUUGAACGCUUGCUUCGAUCAUCGGGGCGAACUCUUCAUUCCCGAGUUGGGGAAGACUUUUAACGUCACAUCAGGAACUAAAUUCUUCGCUUGUCAAAAUCCGAUGAAACAAGGAGGUGCUAGACGAGGACUGCCGAAAUCGUUCCUGAAUCGAUUCACCCAGGUUUUCGUCAGUACACUGACAGAGGAGGAUCUUAAGUUUAUAUGCUAUUCGCAAUUUCCGGAAUUGUCGGAGGAGUUAGUGAGAAGGAUGGUUGAUUUCAAUAGUAGAAUAUCGUCAGAAGCUGGUAUUCUGUGGGGUCUUAGCGGAUCCCCCUGGGAAAUGAAUCUGCGGGACGUUAUCCGAUGGUGUGAGGCGACUAUUUCUUCAGCGAAAACUCAGUGUAGUGAAAGGGACUUGUCUUAUAAUCCCGGAUGCUGCGUGGAGCUGAUCUACGCCGAUAGGAUGAGAACUAAAAUCGACAAGGAGACGGUGCUGAAAAUAUACGGAGAGAUCUUUCCGGAUUGUCCUCUUUCUUCCAGUCAGCCAAUUUUGCAUGUCACUCAUGACAAAUUGUACUUUGGGGAUAUGGUUCUAACUCGAAGUAAUUCGUCGCAUUAUGAAGAAGAUUUGUUACUGUUGCGAGAUCAAAUGAAAACGCUAAGGAGCCUCGCGCAGUGCAUCAACAUGAAGUGGAUGUCUAUAAUCGUCGGGGGACCAGCUAGCGGAAAAAGCAGCGUUGUCCGCGUAAUCAGUCAGCUAGCGGGGCAGAAAUUAAAAACAGUCGUCGUUAAUUCCGCGAUGGACACAAACGAAAUUUUAGGCGGGUUCGAGCAGACCGAUUAUAAUCGUCACCUGGAGGAACUUUUCGAACGCACUGAAAAUUUACUGAUUGAUUGCCUAAAAAUAACGAUCUGUGAGAGUAACAUCGAAGUUAUAAAACAUUACCAUGAGUCUUUGGAAAACGUCCGAAAUAUUCUGGAAGAAACAUCGAAAACGGGAAUUGAACUCUUCCUACAGAAGCUAGACGACUUGUACCGGUUAGUUUCUAUGAUGAAGGAUCUAGACCGUCACCUUGAGGAACUAAACGAAAUCUUACAAAAAUUAAACAAUCUUUCCCGAAUCGUUCAACAGGAGAUGUGUCUCAACGCCGGAGGGAAAUUCGAGUGGGUGGACAGUUUACUAGUCAAGUGUCUAAAAGAAGGUCAUUGGUUACUCGUCGAUCAGGUGAACUUCUGCAGUCCUGCUUUACUAGACAGACUCAAUGGUCUACUAGAACCAAACGGAGUGCUAACAAUCGGCGAACGUGGCACAACAAUUGAUGGCACUAUAACAACUAUCAAACCACAUGAAAAUUUUAGACUCUUCCUGACAAUGGAUCCAAAGUACGGAGAGAUUUCGCGGGCAAUGAGAAAUCGGGGCGUGGAAAUAUUUUUACUAGAUCAGGGAAAAACGGUAAACCAAGAUCUCGAUGUCCGUUCACUUCUAUUCAGUUCCGGUCUCACUGUUAAAUUACAUCAAGAUGUUCUGUUUGAAAUUCAUGACAAAAUUUCGCAGGAUAUUUCAAGUACAGAGGCGUUGAAUAUCACACAUCUUCUCAAGUCGGCUUUUUUGAUAAAGCAACAAAUCACGAGGGGUUUUUCCCUAACAUCCGCUUUUGAAACAAGUUGUCAAGAUGUUUACAUAAAAGCAAGAGCGAUUAGCGUACAGCAAACAAAAAGUCGUCUUGAACUUUUCAUUCAAGAGUCGUGUAAACUUUUUUCUUCUGUUGACAUGGAGACGAACUUUACGCCUAACUUAGAGACAAUAACCUGGAAGGUUGAAGACUGUUUGGAGAAUUCGAAAUUAGCGAGGAUAGAACAACAGGGGGCCUUACUUAGUUACUUCACCCAGAACUUAAUUACUUCAUCCAUUAAUUCUUUGAGGAUUCCGCUGGUCGAUAUAGCGGAAUUUUUAAACCUCGGGAACUUUGAAAAUCUGAAAGAAAUGUUCAUUGACGAGAUCUUUCCUUAUGUGUUACUGGAGUUUUUUGAGAAAUCUUCAAUAGAUGAUGUCGAACUCCGAGCUCGGUGGCUUCUGAAGAAGAAUGCGACACAAAACGAAAUUUUACAAAAUAGCCAAAAGUUAGUGAAAGAAGUUCUAUCGUUUGAAUUUAGUUUUCCGAAUUAUGCCCUACCUUGGGAUGCGGCUCUACCACGAGGUCUUACAAACGAGGCGAAGGAAAAAAAUAACCAAGAUUCGAACAGAUUGGCGUUACUUCUUUAUUGGAAUAAUAUGGACAACGAAUUACUAUUGAAACAAUCAGCAAAGAAAGAAACUGUAAGAAGAUAUUCUACGGAAGUGACGAACGGAACCAUGAACACUUUUUGCAAGGAUGAACCGUUGAUCGACAACUUCUCACCUUUUACGAAUCAGGUACGAAAGACCAUUGAUAUCACACUUCGAGAGAAAUCUCUGCCACUGACGCCUCAAGAUUACUUGAAAAUAAGGCUAAAUCUUCAUUGGUAUAAAAGAUACUACGAGCUAGGAAACCUAGUUCUUGAAAUUGACAAAAAGCGAACGAAGCUCAUUAACAUUGAUAAGAUCAGUUUACUGUUGAAGGUGCACUACAAGUGGUUGAUAAAGUUUCUAAAAAUGUUUUCUUCCCUUCUGUCCAAUCAUCUUUUGAGUGAAAGUUGCAAGUCUGAGAUUAACAGUUUGUUCCAAAUGAUAGACGAAACAAAUCGGGAUCUAUUCGUCAUGUACAAUCCGAUAUUGAAGAUUGCCAAGAAAUUCAAAGCUGUCAUGAGUCUCCCACUCCCGUAUUCUGACAAACAAAUUGCUGAUUCGUUCUCCCACUUGAUGUACGUCUCACGGUGUCUCAACUUCUGGACGAUGAUUGUGGACAAUGAAGCAAAAAUGUUUUCAAAUCUCUUGAUAUUAUUGUCACCUAAGGGAAUUGAGAUUCGGCGUCAAUUACUUGAGGACUGGUACACUUUUUUCAAAACAAAUUGUUUUAGUGGAACUGAAGAACACCUUCUGGGAAUUAAAGAUUUUUGUGUAAAGAAUAAUUUGAAAGUGGAAAAUUCUGGUGAAUCAACUUUAGAGUGCUCACUAAAUCCAACGGAGGAAGCAGCACUUUCAGGGAAUAUUCAACUUUGGCCGCUUUAUGAACAUAUGUUUCUUCGAUUUGCGAAUAGAAUUCAGCAGGAAAUUUGUGCUGCAGCUUUUGGUGGAGCAGAAAAUUGCCAAUCGGUGGAAAUUGUCACACAACUUUGGCAAAAAUGGAGCGAAGUUCUAAGCAUACCGGUAAAUGUUUUGGCGGUAACGAACGCUGCUUUGCUUUUCAAUCAGGAACCAGAGACGGUUUGCAGACUGAUUCCAACUUUGUCUUAUUUACUGAAACGAUUCGCGAGGGGAAACUACGCUCUUAAUAAUUUUAAGAAAUUAUCCAACUGGAAGGGAUUUUCCUGUCAACCGACGGAAGAUAACACUGCUUUUACUCCAUACUCACAGGUGGAACAGAAGACUCGAUCUACUCCAGCGCUAUUGAAUUUAAUUCUGGAAUUAUUACUGAAUAAAACCCAGACGAAAAAUGACACCUCCGUACUUGCAAUGCCCUCUCUCGGUGCACAUGAAUCACGCAUAAGUCAACUUAAGAAACUCAACAUUUUACUCUGGAGAAAUAAUGCGUCUUUUAAUUCUAAAAAAUUCGAUUGCCUAUUAAAUGAUUACGAAAUACUGAAGACACAAGGAAAGUACUUUUUGGAAUUGAACAAGAAUUUGCAGCUCGAAGACCAGUGGAAGCUAUGUGACAUUGAAAAGAAUCUUUUGCUGGAAUUUGAAGAAAUUCUCUGGGAAUUAAGAAGUGCACCCCAAAGGGAUAGAAUAUUUAGACAAGGUAAGGCUUGGGCUAAGUUUGGUUAUUUGCAAACAUCUCUAUUCACAUCGUUGGGAUACGUCGAUCCACUCUACAAAGUUGAACGAAAACUCCAAUAUGCUGAAGAGGACAUUAAGGAUCUGAAAUGUACGUUUUAUGUUAAAAUUCUAGAAGGUCGUAUUUUUGGGAAGAAAGAAAUUGAUAAUUCUCGUUUCAAGGAAAUAGAACCGAUGGUAAAAAAUAUUAUCGCCGACCGGGAAGUUUUACGAACGAAGAGAGCAUACCGACCGGCCAAUUCGGACUUUUUGAUACUCGUCAAAGAGUUUGAAAAUUUCCGUAACACAUUGGGUAGUUUUUCAGUUGUUCAAAAUCAUCUUCUAGAACUUUCGAAGGUAUUCGACGAUUUCGCCGGCAAAAAUCCGGAUAUCAAGCGAGCGGAGAAUGUGGUUCUCAGAACCGAAACUUGGCAAGAGUCUUUGGAGCAAUUUAUCGAUCGAGUCGAAAAUCGUUUUCUCUCCUCCUAUCCAGAUCUUAUUUUACCAGCAUUUGCCGCUAUAUCGGACAUGAAACAUGGAAUUAAUAUCAUGACGACUCAUAUUCAAGGGAUGAUUUCCAAAAGUUCGAAUCAGGACCUAGAAGGUUUAAUCGAAAAAAUGAUCGUAUUUCCUACGAUUAACCGACGACAGUCAAGUUUGUUAGAUUUGGUCGACUUCUGUACACUUGACUCAACCAGGGAGGUUAUAAAUAAAAACCUUCGAGUUGAUAAUCAAUUUUCUUCCUUUAGAGAGCAGUUUAAAAUAACCUUGUCCGGUCUACACGAACUACAUAAUUAUAUUUUACUAAACGGCAAACUUUCCAAAAAAUUGUGGAGCAAAUUGAGUGAAAUAAUGCACCAGGUUAUUUUGAUUUGGAAACAACAGCAGAAGGAAAUUCUCCAGCAGGAGCUCGAUGAAGAAAGUAUGUACAAGAGUACUCGAACACAUGCUUCUCAAACUGUUGAGGAAGAGGAAAUAAAGCGAGAGAUCGAGAAUCUCUUUCCUACUUACAAGGAGACGGAUUUUAACGAUUUUGGAAUUGAUGCUCAAUGUCAGGGAACGGAAAAUGGGGAAGUUAGAACGAAAAUAAAAGAGCGUCGUUCGGUUCUGCUUUCACUUGAAGAUAUUAAAGAAGUCAAUCGGGUUUAUUCGAGUAUUUUGAUAUCGAGUACUUGUGGAUCUUCUGAUUGGCUAAAAGAAUCCUUGCGGGGAACCGUAUCGCAGAAAUCACCGGAUUACGUCAAUCCGCUACUUUUGCGUUGCAAUACGGUCGGAAUGUUACUAGACAAUGUAACAGUGUCACUAGAUUCGAAAAUCUCCGAAAGAUUGUAUUCGAGUUUGAAUUAUUUAACAUCCGCGACGCUGUCCAUCUGUCAGGGGAAGAAACUGUCGGGAAAGAAUCAGGAGACAUUUGAUUUUUACAAAGACAGUAACAUUUCUGAAGUCAGUUCCUGUUUGGGAAUAUUGAGAAACAUUUUGGAUAAGAUUUCCCUUUUGCUACAAGAGUGGCCUGAGCACCCGACCCUAAGGGCUAUUCGCGUGGUAAUUCGAAGAAUACUAGAAUUUCCCGUAACUUCUUCGAUUGCGAGAUUUCUAACAGGUUUGGAAUUGUUGCUAGUGAAAAUGAAAGAGUGGGAGGAGAACGCCCACAAAGGGGUAAGUCUCUUCGAACACAUGGCUAACCUCACCCAACAGAUUGUUUCCUGGAGGAAACUCGAACUCGCUUCCUGGAAGGACUGUCUGAACGUCACUUUUUUGAGACUUCGAGAUCAGAGCGCAAAGUGGUGCUUUUGGUUGUAUACUUUACUCGAAAGUUACGUUAACAAAAUUCAUCCGGAAGAUGAUUGUUUCGAAGAGGUUCAAGAGGUUACUGUUCCUAAAGAGGAACAGAUUUCCCCCGAAAAGUUAGUGGAAGUUCUGCAUUGUUUCAUCUCGAAGUCCUCUCUAGUGGAAUUCGAGGCCCGAUUGCAGUUGCUGUUAACCUUCCACUGUCAUGCCUUCUACUUUAACUCGAGUCCAGAACGGGAUGAAGUGUUGGCUAUUACCUGGAAUAUCUACAACUACUACAAACAAUUCAUCGACGAGGUGAAUACAAAAAUUAACGGUCUACGAAAUCCGAUCGAGAAGAAGUUGAAAGAUUUCGUCAAGAUCACUCGGUGGAAUGACAUCAGUUACUGGGCGGUGAAGGAAACAAUCGCCAAGUCCCACAAGACUCUACACAAGUUCGUCAAGGAGUACGAGAAAGGCUUGAAGGAGAACGUAACCGCCUGUCUGGUAGUCAAACCAACAAAUAACCUGAACCAUAAGGAGAAUUUGAAGAAAGUAGAUCCGGAUAUUUUUCUCCUCCCUUCGGAAUCUUUCGAAAAAGUUGAAAUAGACAAAGAGAAGUUAAUACCAGACCAAUUGGUGACUAGCCUAAAGACUAAAAUCGCCGCAUCAAGGUUCGAGGAAAUUAGAACAAACCUCGAGAAUCUGGUCGAGGACUACAUGGAGCGUAGCGCUAACCUCAAGAAAAUUGAAAUUGACAACACUUUACCGAAGCCGAAACAAAUAUCUCACGCUAAGAGUGUAUUGCAGCAGAAGAAGAAAGCACUAUCGGAUUAUUUCAAAACUAUAGCGCACUUGGGAGUUUCGUAUCGAAUCGGUAUUUUAGCUUGGAAGAAUAAACAGAACACUGUGAUCGAUCUAAUGAUACCGCCCCUCGAUCUCAAUGCUCUGAGAAACUUUGAUUCGCAAGCGGACAAAUUAAUGCUCGACCAAUGGCGCGACUGUGAAAAUUAUUACCAGAAAUCGGUAGCCGAAUUCAUUGCUUUAACCCAAAUGUUGUCGAAUGCCCACAAGGAUCUAAACCCUCUGAAUGUUGAGCGCUUCAAAGGUUACUCGGCCCACAUGCUCCUGAUGGCGAACGAGCAGAAAAGAACCCUAACGGAGGAGAUGAAACACUUUGUCGCAGUUCGUUCCCAAAUCUACAGUCUGAAGAGUGUGAACCUACAAUCAAAUCUUCCGAAACAGGAGAAUCUAUUUACAAUUGCUAAAAAGUUCAAGAAACUGUUAAUUACUUUACAAUCAAGUUUAGAUCAGUUACAACUCUGCUUCGACGCCUGUCCCACUAAAACUGACAUUGAAGAAAAUGAAAUCUACGAUAUGGAAGAACUCCCGCUUACGGUUCUUUAUACAACCAAACAGGAUCCAUUGUUUGGGAGUGUUAACUCAUUUUUCGGGGAUUGUUCCCUUCGGGUCAGGACUAUGACCCUUGGGUUUAAUUCCUUGUUCCGUUCCUCUGUUCCUAUUUUAACGACUGAACACUAUGAGUAUUUGAAGAAAGGUAACGAAACUCUGGAGGGUUUGAGGACGAAAUUAACCGAGAUUGAAAAAUCGUUCGGUGGUGAAGUGAACUUGAAUCAUUCGUUAAUUACAAGCAUUGUGUACGUUAAGGAAAUAAUCGAAGAUUAUUUGUUCCAUUUAGUGGAAUUUAAUCAAGUGGGAGAGGAAACAUAUGAGUACGACGAAGAUUUACUGGAGUUUGAAAAUACGUUAACGGACCUACUUCGUACUGCUGUGACUACACUCCAAAUUGACGAAGAAGAAAAAGAAGAAAUUUGUUUUGAAGUAGAAGAUCAAUUGGAAAAGAAUACAAUCACCGAAAUGCUCAUCAAGUCCCUACGGAACAAACUAACGAAGCUAGAGAUAGAAACUGUUUCUAAAAAAUUGGAGAAAUUGAUCAACUUUCACUUUGGAGGGUUUGAAAAACUACGUAAAUUUCUACCUUUGUUAGAGCAAUAUCUACUAUUCUCGGAGUUCUAUCUAACGGAGCAGGUCGCUAGUUUUCGAUUAACAUGCAAAAUGCUUCACUUGCAAUUGAACGUGUUUCUCGAUUUGGCUAUUAACGGUUUUUGCAUACCGAAGAAUUUAGAACUUGAUGUCGAUCCAAACGGGGAGGAAAAUUCUCAGGAAAAUACGGGAAAAGGUGGUAUGGGUCUGAGUAAUGAAGAAGGAGACCAAGACGUUUCGGAUCGAAUCGAAAGCGAAGAUCAGUUGGAGGAAGCGAAACAGAAGGGUCAAGAGGAGGAAAAGGAUGAGAAAUCGUGUCCGGAGGAGGAGAACGGUAUCGACAUGUCGGAAGAUUUUGAGAGUAAUUUACAAAAUAUGGAGAAGGGAGAAGAAGACAAUGAAAAUAGUGAUGAAGACGAUGGGGAUUUGGAUAAGGAAAUGGAUGAGACGAACGAAGGGGAGAAUCAACAGGAUAAAGAACUGUGGGGAGACGAUGAGGAAACGGAAGAAAAUAAGGAGAAUUUAAAGGACGAUGAGAAUGCAGGUAAAGGAGAAGAACUUGACGACGAAACUAUGGGUGCUAAAAAUAAUGAAGAAACACUACCGAAGGAGUCUGGGGAAUACAAAGAAAAGGAGGACAUCUCAGACCUGAACGAACCGGACAUUAAUGACGAUCAAAUAGAUCCUUAUCAUGGUAACCAACAACCGGAAGUAGAACCGGAAGCGCUCGAUUUGCCCGAUGAUAUCAAUUUGGAUGAAGACGACGCGAUGGAUCAGGAAAACAAGGAAGAGGAUGUGUUCGACAUCGAUAAUAUGAAGGAACCGACGUUACCUCCUGAUGAAGAAGCAAAGGAAGAUCCGAACGAAGAAGCAAGCGAAGAACCGAAUGAAGAAGGACAGGAAGAAACGAAGGAAAAUUCUGAGAGUAAUGAAGAAAAGGAAGUAGAAUCCGGUGACGAGGAAGGUGAGAAUAUUGAAGCCGCUCCGAUCGAAAGUGAAACUGGACCCACUGAAGAAGGUGCCGACGAAGUUCCUGACGAAGAAAAUAGCCCGGAAGAGCAGCAGACCGUUCUGAACGUUGAUGACACUGACAAAAGAGGAGACAACGCAAUGCAGAUCGACGGAACCGAAGGCAAUGAAAAUAACCCAAACCAAGAACCAACGGAAAAAGAUGCUUCGAAAAAGGAAAAUGUCCAAGACUCGCAGAACGAUUACGGAACCGGUAAAUCGAACCAAGGUUUCGGGAAAACGGAAUCUGCUAUUGACGAGGGUGGAGCUUCGGACGAAAGAAAUACCGAAAAUACCCAGAAGAAACGAAAGACCCCCAAAGAAUUAAAGGACGAAAAUAAAACUCUAUUAGAGGAAAACGAACCAAUUGUGAAGAAGCCAAAAACCGAUAUUCAGGAGAAGGGAAACGAAAAAGAAAUUUCGGAAAAGGAAACAAUUGAUGAAACCGCUGAUAAAGAAACAAGAUUCCGUCAUGUGGACAGUAAAGAAUCUUCUAAUCAAUGCGCGGUCGAUGCGGCGACAACAGAUCAGGUAAAAGAACAAGCCUCUAAAAUUACAAUGGAAGAAAAAGAAAAAGAAGAAGAAGAAGGAACCGAAGAACAGGAUGUGAACAUGCUUUGCGAAGACGAACCAAUGCAACAGGAACCUACUGAUCAAAUUCACCCGGAACAAUUUUCAACCCUCGAGGAUAAAAACAAAGGAAAGUCUUCAAAGGCUAAAAACGAAUGCGAACAAAUGGAAAUCGAUUCAGAUUCAAUUUCCCAAUUAGUAGAAACGGAAAAAGUUGAGAGAGGAAAGGACUCGGCCUUCUUCACAAACCUGGAAAAUCUAUCAAUGGAAAAUGCGACGAAAGACUAUGAGCACAGGAGGAAUGAAGUGAAACAAGUUUUGGCUCACUGGCGAACGGAGCCAACUACUGAAGAAGCGAUAAAUACCUGGAAUGCUGUAAGCCUAAUUACCGACACUGCAGCUAGGGAACUUGCCGAGAAACUCAGAUUGGUUCUGGAACCAACGCAGGCUUCACGGUUGAAAGGCGACUACAAGACUGGAAAGAGGAUCAACAUGCGGAAAAUUAUCCCCUACAUAGCGAGUCAGUUUAGAAAGGAUAAAAUUUGGUUGAGACGAACCAAACCGUCGAAGAGAAACUAUCAAAUCGUUUUGGCAAUUGAUGAUUCAAGUAGUAUGGUGGACAAUGAUUCGAAGGAAAUAGCGUUUGAGUCACUUUCGUUGAUAAGCAAAGCGCUGACGUACUUGGAAGCUGGACAAUUGGGUGUAAUCAGCUUUGGAGAGGAUGUGAAUGUUCUUCAUCCUCUUGGGGAAACUUUUACACAAGAAAGCGGAGCGAGAUUGAUGCAGAAAAUGAGAUUUGAGCAGACAAAAACGAAAGUACCUCAGUUGGUGGAUUACAGUAUUGAUAUGUUUAAUAUGCAAAAUGAUUCAGUCGAAAACGCAAAGUUACUUGUUAUAUUGUCGGAUGGUAGAGGGAUCUUUUCCGAAGGAAAGAAUAGAAUGGCUUAUGCAGUACGUAGGGCGAGAUUAGCAGGCGUUUUCACAGUAUUCGUUGUUAUUGAUAACCAAAAGAACAAGGAAUCCAUUCUUGAUAUUCGGAUGCCGAUUGCAAAACCUGGACAACCGCUAGUUAUCCAAUCCUACAUGGAACACUUUCCAUUCCCAUUCUACAUGAUACUGAGAGACAUAAAUGCACUGCCUGAUAUUUUAAGUGACGCUCUAAGGCAGUGGUUUGAAUUAAUUGGAAAUAUGGAUAAUUGAAGAAUUACACCGAGAAUUAUUAAUCAUUACUUUUUGAUACAUGUAUAAUAAGAAAUUGUAUAGAUGAUGUAUAAUAAACAAAGUCAUGUACAUUAUAGUAUAGUUAAAACUAUAAUAAAAACUAUUUUGUCACAAAA
Molecule: messenger RNA, 16015 nt
Organism: Leptopilina heterotoma
Lineage: Eukaryota; Metazoa; Arthropoda; Insecta; Hymenoptera; Figitidae
Product: midasin
Exons: 8
Coding region: 168-15878 (5236 amino acids)
Biological process (GO): ribosomal large subunit assembly; rRNA processing
Cellular component (GO): nucleus; preribosome, large subunit precursor
Molecular function (GO): ATP hydrolysis activity; ATP binding
Source: RefSeq, a predicted model, not a curated record